AUGGACAACAUCUCUUCCUUUUCCUCUUUCUCUCUCACGGCUCUGAAUGACACCAGCUGGUCCAGCAGGGUCACUGUAUUUUCAUUUGCCCUGCCUGGCUUUUUUCUGACCAUUUUUGUCAACACAGUCUUGAUUUUCAUAAUUGUUUUAGAGAAAGUUCUCCACCAGCCUAUGUAUAUUUUUGUGUGCAAUUUGUGUAUAAAUGGAUUAUACGGGGCCACGGGACUGUAUCCACCCCUGCUGUAUUAUUUAUUAAAUGAAACCGAUGUUAUCACUAUGGAAGGAUGUGCCAUCCAAAGCUUUGCCAUUUUCACCUAUGCAAUAGGUGAGUUCACUAAUUUGUGCGUUAUGGCGUUCGAUAGAUACUUAGCAAUCUGCAGACCUCUGUACUACCAUACUGUCAUGACGACCAUCAUGGUUUGGAGGCUGCUGACUUUCAUUUGGAUGUUUCCCUGCUGCACUGCAAUACUGAUGAUACUGAUGACGCUCAGGUUUCCCAUGUGCAUGAACCAGAUAAACAAACUGUACUGUGAAAACUGGGUCUUGGAGAGACUUGCCUGCAGGGUGGACACUGUUCAGUUUGUAGUCAAUGGAAUAUUAACGUGCGUUGUUAAUGCUCUGGUAUGGUUUGUGUUUUUGUCUUAUAUAAACAUCCUAAUCGCUUGUAAGCGCUCUGUUCAAAACCACAAGAAGUUCAUGACGACAUGUCUGCCACAUUUGGUAGCCUUUUUGAAUUAUACGGUCUUGUCACUUUUUAAUAGCUUACAUGAGCGGUUUGCAACUAGCAGUCUGCCUCAGGGUUUUAAAAACUUGUUGUCGGUUUCCUUUGUGAUCAUUCCUCCUCUGGUUAAUCCUAUAAUAUAUGGAAUUGUACUAACUCCUAUAAGGACUAAAGCAAAAAAUGUAUUCCGAGGGUUAAGAUCUAAACAUACUGAUUAA
This is a messenger RNA of Puntigrus tetrazona (Sumatra barb), 939 nucleotides long. RefSeq names its product odorant receptor, family 61, subfamily A, member 1 (gene or61a1). Gene Ontology annotation, cellular component: membrane. Gene Ontology annotation, biological process: G protein-coupled receptor signaling pathway. NCBI's taxonomy places the organism in Eukaryota, Metazoa, Chordata, Actinopteri, Cypriniformes, Cyprinidae. The transcript has a single exon. Bases 1 to 939 code for a protein of 312 amino acids. Gene Ontology annotation, molecular function: olfactory receptor activity; G protein-coupled receptor activity. The record is from RefSeq and is a predicted model, not a curated record.